Molecule: messenger RNA, 1658 nt
Organism: Oreochromis niloticus (Nile tilapia)
Lineage: Eukaryota; Metazoa; Chordata; Actinopteri; Cichliformes; Cichlidae
Gene: acbd4
Product: acyl-CoA binding domain containing 4
Exons: 10
Coding region: 276-1328 (350 amino acids)
Biological process (GO): fatty acid metabolic process
Cellular component (GO): cytoplasm
Molecular function (GO): fatty-acyl-CoA binding
Source: RefSeq, a predicted model, not a curated record
GACACGGAAGUGAUUUGUGUAAAGCUAAGUCUGGUGAGUCGCUGCAGUUGACGGUAGGUCAGCCCUGUGGCAGGUGGCUAGUGAGGAGUUUUGCAAACAAACGUUACCGUCAACGUAGACCAAGAUAUAGCAAGCUUCGUCUUGUAGCCAGUUCCGUCACUCUUUUGGCCGAGGUUGCCGAGCUAUCUUUCUCCGGUGUGAUCAUGGACAGCGGCAGGAUGUAGUCAUUAAGCUACAGCUCCACUCAUGCUUCCUGUGUCAUACCAGUCCCAGCCAUGAUAGAGCCUGUGGUUGAUCACCAGAAACGUUUUCAGACUGCAGUGGAUGUCAUCCAAAAACUCCCCAAAAACGGCUCCUACCGGCCUUCCUAUAAGGUCAUGCUGCGUUUCUACAGUCUGUACAAGCAAGCAGUGUGUGGUCCCUGUACAGUGCCUCGGCCUGGCUUCUGGGACCCAGUGGGCCGCUACAAAUGGGAUGCAUGGAACCAACUGGGAAAAAUGAGUAGUGAGAGCGCCAUGGCAGCCUAUGUGGACGAGAUGAAGAAAGUUGCACAGGAGGUCAUUGACAUCAUGCCCAUCGAUGAGAAUACAGCCUCACUCUUCAAAUACUUUGAGCCUCUCUACCUGUUCAUUGAUGACAUGCCCCGACCCCCAGAGUCACUGCUGAAACUCAGAGAAGCUGAAUCUGCUGUGUUGGAGGUUAUGCCGCUCACCAGUGAUUCAGAAAGUGAAAUUUUCUCUGACUCAGUGGAUUCGUUGGAGCUCCAUAACAUCAAGACCAGGUCAGACAGCUUUUAUAAUGACCACGUCUCCCUGGAGUCCUCUCCAGCUCAAAGCCAGAAGGAAGGCCGAAAGGUUGGGGCAGGUCAAGGUGGAGAAGGAGCAGAGGAUGGGAAGGAUCCGGUCCGGAGGGGUCGGCACACUGGGCAAGAAACUUCUCAGCGUGAUUGGAGAGAACGUGCUCCACAGGGAAGUCUGGGGUGGUCCCCAGGUGGUGGAAGUGGGCAUGGACGUGGAGGAGGGCACAGUUCAGAAGGUGGUGCAGAGAUGCUGCGUGAGGCUCACCUACAACAGCAGAUCAUCCUGGCGCUUCAGAGGCUCAGAGAGGACAUGAGGAGUGUGAUGGACAGAUUGGAAGUGUUGGAGAGGCUUGCAGCCACACACGCUCACGAUUCAGACUUGAGAUCACGCCUGCAGUGUUCACUACAACAGGAACAGAUGUCAUGGCCGUUUGACAUGUCUGGGCAGACUGUCUUUUUGCUGCUGUGGCCUUUUGUUGCUCACUGUCUGGUCUACCUGCUGAGGAAGAAAAGUCGCAUGUCUUCAUGAAGCUGCUGACAUUCAACCUACGACCACUGAACAAGUCCACAAUAUCUGUGAAGGAGUUUAAUGGGGAGAAGUUAUCCUCUACAUCAUGAUGUGAUGUGAUGCUCCCCAUGGAUUCAUACUUCAUACAGAAAAUCAUGAUUAAAUCCUUCAAAAAAAUCAUGUAAUUUACGAGCAUCCUAUAAAUGUGUUAGAUAUGAUUCUUGGCACAUUUUUCAAUAACUGUAAUAAAAUAUUGUUCAAUACUUGUUGGAUCUCCCUUAAGCCUUCCCACUCUGGGUGCCCCAGGAUGUAGUGCCUUAGUUGUAGGCAGAGUAGACACAGAGACCCCUA